AUGAACAGGAACACGAAGAAAAGGUACCCAACCCACUCAGACUACAUCCAGGUCACCAAAGCCCUGAUUGUGAAGUAUCCUUUCUUAAGAGAUGUACACGGAAAUGGUUAUGACACCUGGCACAGCCAACUCAAGAGAAAGUUCAAAGCAGAACGGGCUCCCCUAAUCAGCAACGAAGAAGUGAACCGGGUUAAAGAAAAGUUUGGACGCACGCAGAAACAUCGGACCACAGAGGAAUCCAACAGCUCCUGUCUGAAGAGACUGAAGCCCUCUCUCGAUUCGUGCUUUGUGGGGGAAGAUGCAGCCUCCGUUGAUGCUCAUAUCAAGGUGCUAAAUGAUCAGCACAAGAAGCUACAUCCUGACACAGCACUGGUGAAAGACCGCAUGACAAAAACCUUUGCAUGGAGACGUCGAGAGGUAGCUGAAGGAAUGUGUACUGUGGACCUAUUAAAGAGAGAUCCAUUCCUGGGGACAUCUGCAGGGUUGUGUGAUGAGGUUGAUUUAAUGCAUCCCUGCCAAGACAACAUCUGUCGCCGCUUUAGCGAAAACUUCACUGCUGUUCUUCAAAAUGUUCUUCAAAUGACCAAGGAUUUGCCACUGAAGAAGGUCUACAUGGAGGCAAGAGAGAAUGCACUGGCUGAAGACAUUACAGGAAUUGACUUCAAGGGGGCACUUCUUCUCUUGCCAUCCAUCUUCAAGGAGAAGAUCAAAUGAAACAGUGCUGGGAGUUUUCUUCAGAUAGGUUGCUUGUUGACUUUGAACAUUCACUCAGCACAAGUGUCAGUGUGCCAUUUUCAUCUCUGCCAGGUGACUUACAGAAUGCUCUGGAAAUGAACAAAAGUUUUACAGAUGUGCAUUUUCAGGAUAAAGUGCUUCAGCGUGUGUCUGCUAUAUCUGUCAGCAGUGUCAAAUAUGAACUUGAGGAUGUUUUUGUAGUUGGCCAUGUACACACUGAAGCCAUACCUAUAUUCUUUAAAAUCAAGUAUAUUUUGAAUGUUGAUACUUGUUGGGUAUUGUGUGGGAAACUGUUACUUCCUUGCACUUAUGAAUGUCAUUUCCAUGCUUAUCAAGUGGCAGUUGACAAUGACUGGAUCCUGUUCAGUCCAGGAAAUGAAUUAGACUUUCAAGCUCUAGACACCUAUUUAGUUGAUGAUAGGCUGUUUGUGUCCUUGAGGUAUUCUGUGUGACGUGAUUGCAAGCACAUUUUCCACUUUGUCUAUAUAUAUGACAUAUAUAUAUUCUGGCUUGUUGAAGUAGAGCAAAACAUUUGUGUGGACAGUUUUUAAAUACAUGCCAUCUCUGUGAUCCAUCAAAACAUUGUGUUCAGGUGUUUAAUGUCUUUAUGUGAUUGUUUACUUUUUUUAAAUGAAUGUAUUUUUCUUGACAUGUCCUAUGGCAAUAUACGAAUGUAAUCAAGGAUGUAUUCCUGUGGUUGUUUAAAUGCUUUGAUGUGAUUCUAUUAUCGAAAAUAAAUGGUUAAAUAACCAAAUAUUUUGGA
This is a messenger RNA of Oreochromis niloticus (Nile tilapia), 1498 nucleotides long. RefSeq lists its product as uncharacterized. The record is from RefSeq and is a predicted model, not a curated record. The coding region runs from base 1 to 714 and encodes 237 amino acids. The transcript is spliced from 6 exons. Lineage: Eukaryota; Metazoa; Chordata; Actinopteri; Cichliformes; Cichlidae.